Chenopodium quinoa (quinoa) is the source of this 1667-nucleotide messenger RNA. Its product is annotated as exopolygalacturonase-like. The coding region runs from base 121 to 1410 and encodes 429 amino acids. Gene Ontology annotation, biological process: carbohydrate metabolic process. Lineage: Eukaryota; Viridiplantae; Streptophyta; Magnoliopsida; Caryophyllales; Amaranthaceae. The transcript has 6 exons. The record is from RefSeq and is a predicted model, not a curated record. Gene Ontology annotation, molecular function: polygalacturonase activity.
UUUAAAAAAAUUAAAUAGUAGCACGUGGUUGGAAGUUGUAACACAGUUCUUGACUUCAAAACUUUUAAGGGUUAUUAUAGAAAUAACCGUCCACUAGCAUAAAGUCAGUAGAAUUUAACCAUGCAACUGCAUAGCACUCUCUAUAAAAACGGUUCUUCAGUUACUACUAGGAGAACAAAAACAAUGAGCAGAAUUUCCACAAUCAACUACUACUUCUUGAUCUAUGCAAUCUUUGCUAACACAUUUUAUCUAGGAAACUCUACAACUUUACAACUCGGCAAUGGCAUUAUCAUCAAUGUCAGGAGUUUUCGGGUUCGAGCUGAUGGUAGAAGCGAUGAUAGUUGGGCCUUUAAUGCAGCUUGGGAGAAAGCAUGUAACUCUAAAGGCAAUGUUACUCUUUUGAUCCCUAAUGGAACUUAUCUCGUAGGACCUCUUAAGUUAAGAGGUCCUUGUGAGCAAGUAACAUCUCUCACAGUAUUACUCAAGGGUAUUUUGAAAGCGAAAACAGACUUAUCUGAUUACGAAUUUGGAUCCGGGUGGAUCGAGUUUGCAUGGAUCAAUGGGCUUACCUUGACAGGAGGUGGAGUUUUUGAUGGUCAAGGUGCCAAAGCUUGGCCUUACAACACUUGCCCUACUAGUUCUAAUUGUGACCUCCUUCCUACUAAUUUGAAGUUUGUGGGUAUGAACAGAACGACUGUUCAUGAUAUAACUUCACUGAACAGCAAGUUUUUUCAUUUAGCUCUUGUAGAAUGCAGAGACUUUGAAGGGAGUAAACUUGAGAUUUUGGCCCCAGAAGACAGUCCUAACACGGAUGGCAUUCACCUCGAACGUAGCUCUAAUGUUCGUUUUUCUUGGUUGAACAUUGGUACAGGGGAUGAUUGCAUCUCUAUUGGCCAAGGAAAUUCUCAAAUUUCCAUAUCAAAUAUCACUUGUGGACCAGGUCAUGGUAUAAGUGUUGGAAGCUUGGGAAAAUACCUGCAUGAACAAGAUGUAAAUGGACUUUUUGUAAGAAAUUGUACGAUUAGUGGGACUACAAAUGGGAUUAGGAUCAAAACAUGGGCUAAUUCUCCUGGUAGAAGCGCGGCUACUAACAUAAAAUUCGAGAACAUUGUGAUGAAGCAUGUAAGGAAUCCAAUUAUUAUUGAUCAGGCAUAUUGCCCCUUCGACUCGUGUUCAUCUGAGGCACCAUCAAGGGUAAGAUUGAGUAACAUAUACUUUAAGAACAUCAGGGGUACUUCACUGUCUGAAGUAGCAGUGACACUUUCAUGUAGUAAGGGAAUUCCAUGCAGGAACAUUUUCCUGCAGAAUGUUCACUUGAAUUUGACAUCAGGGGAACGACAUCCGGUUUCGACUUGUGAGAAUGUAAAAGCAAGAUACAUUGGUAUCCAGAUGCCUCCUCCAUGCCCUUAAUAAGGGUUGUAGAUCUUGCAGUAACAAGUAGGCUGAGAUUGAUUUGUUGUAUCAGUUAGCUGAGGGGUUUAGAUGGAACAUUUUUGUGCUAAUACUAAUGUUUUCUAAUGGUGUGGAUGAGUACUAUAAUCUUUUGUUUUGAGAGAAUGACUUUUUAGUUUUAUCUACUUCAUUUCUAUGCAUAAUUCAAUCAUACUAUAGUUGGAGACAUUGACAACACUAUGUUAGGUCCUAAGUAGAUAAUGACUUACUUUAAA